AGUUACUUCCCGGCAACGUCUGAUCCACAGCCACCGUUACUCUCUCUCUCUCGCAAUCCGCUGUUCUCUGCCUGGGCAGCGGAACUCGUCACCAUUUUUAUUUUUUCUCUUUCAUUCCGCCUCCCACUUCACUGCUUGUGCGUCACCAAAAGUCAUCUUCUUUAUUUCUUCUUGGUUACUGGGCCUCGACCCCUGUCUUCUAGCCAUGUCGCACCGACGCGCCAGAGAGGAGAUGUCCGAUCGCGGCAGCCCCAACAGUGCCGCGCAGCGCACCUUCGCCUCCGCCCCCGUCCACCGCCCUCCCCGCCCACGCCACGCAGGACAGCCCCACCCAUGCGCGGCGCCUGGCCAUCGGCGUGGCGGCUGCUGUGGCGUGCUGCAGAAGGUGGCGAACGUGGCGGUUGGCAUCGUGCACACGAUUGUCCCGCCGGGUGGCAUUCUCUCCGGCGCCUUCAACAUGGCGAGCGCGUCCAUCGGUGCGGGUAUCCUGGGCCUGCCCUCCGCCACCGACUCCGCCGGCCUCAUUCUGGCUAUGAUCUACCUUGUCAUCAUCACGUACUUCUCCGUGUUCUCCAUGUACAUCCUUGCCCUGGCGGCGCAGAGCACCCGCAUCAAGAGCUUCGAGGGCAUGGCGCGCUGGCUGUUCCCGUACGGGAACUACGCCUUCUCCUACUGGGCCGCGUUCAUUCGGUGUUUUCACUCCUUUGCAGCCGGCGUCGUCUACGUGAUCAGCAUGGGAGACUGCUUCUCAGCUAUUUUUGGCAGCGCCUUUGACAAGAACCCCAACAGCACCGCCCUCAAGUUCCUGGCGACGAAGGAGGGAAAUCGUGUAGUAACGAGCAUGGUGUGGCUGUGCGUGAUGGUGCCGCUGGUGGUGCCGAAGCACGUCGACUCCCUCCGCUACGCCUCCGCAACUGCGGUGACGUUUAUGGUGUACUUCGUCAUCGUGGUGGUCAUCCACAGCUGCCGCCACGGGCUGCCCGAGAAUGUGCACAACGUGAGGCUGGUCGGCAACCAGGAACACGACGUUGAUCUGGCCGUGAACGCGGUGUUUCUUUUCCGCACCGGCAACUCCGUCAUUCAUUCCGUCGGUGUGUUCAUGUUUUCUUACAUCUGUCAAAUCAACGCUUAUGAGAUAUUUUGGGACUUCAGGCCGGAGAUUCGCACGACGAAGAACUACACCUGGUCGGCGCUUAUCGGCGUGCUGAUCUGCGGCGUGCUCUACAUUCUCGUGUGCGUGUUCGGCUACUUCGAUUUCGGCAGCAAGAACCUCCUCGGCAAGUCGCUGCUGCUGAUGUACCACCCGCUGGAGGAGGCGGACGUGAUGAUCGCGUACGUUGGCGUCAUGAUCAAGCUGUGCGUCGCGUACGCGCUGCUGAUACUUUCGGCGCGCAACUCACUCUACUACUUGAUCGGCUUCCAGCACCGCUACCGCAACCGCCCCGACGCCGCGGCGGCCCUGUGUGCCCCGUCGACUCCAUCAUUUGACAAUGUCACGAUGGAGCGUGUCGAAGAUGCGGACGACAUGGUGCAGCAGCCGUCAGUGAAGGCAGCAGUCACCGAUGAGGUGUGUGAGGUGAGGACGAUGGACGGGCAGCACGAGACCACGCAGGAGGGCGUGGAGAAGGGGCAACCGGGCGCUGACAACGAUGGUGUGCCGCUGACGGUGGAUGAGGUGGAUAAAGAUUUUGAAGACAACACCACGGAAGACACCACCUACGUCGACAAUAUCCCGUUCUGGAAGCAUCUCAUUGUCGUGCUGUCGCUCUCCGCCGCGUCGCUGCUGUGCGGCCUGUUCAUUCCGAACAUCAACACCGUCUUCGGCUUUGCGGGGUCGAUCAGCGGCGCGUGUAUGGCCUUCGUGUUCCCUGCGCUCUUCUUCAUGUACUCCGGCAACUUCAGCGUGGCGCAGGUGGGCUGGUUCACCUACCUCAACACCUACAUCCUGCUGCUCUGCGGUGUGGUCGGCAUCGUGUUUGGCACCGGCGGCACGAUCUACGACACAAUUUGA
Molecule: messenger RNA, 2011 nt
Organism: Leptomonas pyrrhocoris
Lineage: Eukaryota; Euglenozoa; Kinetoplastea; Trypanosomatida; Trypanosomatidae
Product: amino acid permease (AAT1.2)
Exons: 1
Coding region: 206-2011 (601 amino acids)
Biological process (GO): amino acid transmembrane transport
Molecular function (GO): amino acid transmembrane transporter activity
Source: RefSeq, a predicted model, not a curated record